Messenger RNA from Topomyia yanbarensis, 622 nucleotides. Its product is annotated as probable endochitinase. The coding region runs from base 147 to 530 and encodes 127 amino acids. Gene Ontology annotation, cellular component: extracellular region. The transcript has 2 exons. Gene Ontology annotation, molecular function: chitin binding. The record is from RefSeq and is a predicted model, not a curated record. NCBI's taxonomy places the organism in Eukaryota, Metazoa, Arthropoda, Insecta, Diptera, Culicidae.
UCUAAAAAAACAUUAUCUAGUUUUAUCAUUUCCGUUAAAACACAGUUAACUUCCUCUGUAAAUGUUUGCUGAAAGAUAUAAGUAUACCACUGGAAAACAGUUGAAGCCUUCAUUCGAAGCCAGUCAGAGUAAAAACCUCAAUUAGAAUGAAAUCGCUCAUUGCCUUAAUUAGUCUGGUCGGAAUUGGAACCGUUUCAGCCCAGAACUGUUCCGGGCGCCCGGAUGGCAGUUUCGAACCCAAUUCCAAACGCUGUGACUACUAUUACUCUUGUACAGGAGGAUUAGCCAUUCCGUUGACCUGCCCUAGUGGGUAUCACUACAACCCAGUUCGCAAGCAGUGUGAUUACCCCAGCAAAGCUGGAUGCAUAAAGUGUCCCUCUACCGGCUUCCGUAAUCUAGCCGUGGAUGGUUCCUGCAACAAGUUCAUUCAAUGCUACCACGGUACAGCAACGGAUCGCGAAUGUCCAAAUGGACUAAAUUUCGAUAUCGCUCUGGGCCAAUGCAAUCUUGAGGAUUCAGUCAAGUGUUGAUCUAGGAUUUGUAACUUGUGUCUGGAAUGAGAGUUUUGUUAUAUUGGUGGAUAUUUGUGGUAUUUAAAUAAAUCCAGUUGAUUAUACAUUUA